Molecule: messenger RNA, 5218 nt
Organism: Colius striatus (speckled mousebird)
Lineage: Eukaryota; Metazoa; Chordata; Aves; Coliiformes; Coliidae
Gene: HCN3
Product: hyperpolarization activated cyclic nucleotide gated potassium channel 3
Exons: 8
Coding region: 294-3110 (938 amino acids)
Biological process (GO): transmembrane transport; potassium ion transport
Cellular component (GO): membrane
Molecular function (GO): voltage-gated potassium channel activity
Source: RefSeq, a predicted model, not a curated record
GCCGCCGCCGCCGCCGCCGCUCGGGCCUCGCUGCUACACCCGGUACCGCCGCUGCUUCCCCGGUAACAGCCGAGGCCCGGCCGCCGUGGCUUGUGCGCAACAGGCGUGAGGCGGCCGAGCUGUGUAACGGGCGGUGAGAUCCGGGGAAACCGGUGAACCGAGAGGUUGAGGGAAGGGAGCGGCGAGUGGAAACCCCGGGGCCGGGUAUGUGCGGCGGGGCGGCGGGCAGAGCGCCCGGGCAAGGGCGUUUGAAGGAAACGUGAGGGGCGGCGGCGGAGGGAGGAGGAGGCAGCAUGGACGCGACACCGGGCCGAAGCCCCGAGCAGCGGGAGAAGCCGCCGGUGCUGGACGGAGAAGCGACGGGAACGGCAGCGGGGGCGGCGGGAGCUGCUCCAGCUUCGCCGGCGGCGGCGGAACAGAUCGUGGCGGAGGGUGAGACGGGAACGGCGGCGGCUGGGGGCACGUUCGUGCAGCGGCAGCUCGGGGCCAUGCUGCAGCCCGCCGUGAACAAGUUCUCGCUGCGCAUGUUCGGCAGCCACCGGGCCGUGGAGAUCGAGAGGCAACGGGUGAAGUCGGCCGGUGCUUGGAUCAUCCACCCUUACAGCGACUUCAGGUUUUACUGGGACCUGAUCAUGCUGCUCCUGAUGGUGGGGAACCUGAUCAUCCUCCCCGUGGGCAUCACCUUCUUCAAGGAUGAGAACACCCCUCCCUGGAUCGUUUUCAACGUCCUCUCAGACACUUUCUUCUUGGCUGACCUGGUGCUGAACUUCCGCACGGGCAUCGUGGUGGAGGACAACACCGAGAUCAUCCUCGACCCUCACACCAUCAAAAUGAAGUACCUGAAGAGCUGGUUCCUGGUUGAUUUCAUCUCCUCCAUCCCUGUUGAUUACAUCUUCCUCAUUGUUGACCUGGAGACACAGGUGGACUCUGAUGUCUACAAGACAGCCCGAGCCCUGCGCAUCGUGCGCUUCACCAAGAUCCUCAGUCUCCUGCGGCUCCUGCGCCUCUCACGCCUCAUCCGCUACAUCCACCAGUGGGAAGAGAUCUUCCACAUGACCUACGACCUGGCCAGCGCUGUGGUGAGGAUCUUCAACCUCAUCGGUAUGAUGCUGCUGCUGUGUCACUGGGAUGGCUGUCUCCAGUUCCUGGUGCCCAUGCUGCAAGAUUUCCCUGAGGAUUGCUGGGUUUCCAUCAACCACAUGGUGAACGACUCCUGGGGGAAGCAGUACUCACAUGCCCUCUUCAAAGCCAUGAGCCACAUGCUGUGCAUUGGUUAUGGCCAACAAGCACCCGAGGGCAUGACUGAUGUGUGGCUCACCAUGCUCAGCAUGAUCGUGGGCGCCACGUGCUACGCCAUGUUCAUCGGCCACGCCACCGCCCUCAUCCAGUCCCUGGACUCCUCCCGGCGCCAGUACCAGGAGAAGUACAAGCAAGUGGAGCAGUACAUGUCCUUCCACAAGCUGCCUGGGGACACUCGCCAACGGAUCCACGAGUACUACGAGCACCGUUACCAGGGCAAGAUGUUUGAUGAGGAGAACAUCCUGGGAGAGCUGAGUGAGCCACUCAAAGAGGAGAUCAUCAACUUCAACUGCAGGAACCUGGUGGCCAACAUGCCCUUGUUUGCCAAUGCUGACCCCAACUUUGUGACAGCCAUGCUCACCAAGCUGCGCUUCGAGGUCUUCCAGCCUGGGGACUUCAUCAUCCGUGAGGGCACCGUGGGCAAGAAGAUGUAUUUCAUCCAGCAUGGGGUGGUCAGCAUCCUCACCAAGGGCAACAAGGAGACCAAGCUGUCUGAUGGCUCCUACUUUGGGGAGAUCUGCCUGUUGACACGGGGCCGGCGCACGGCCAGCGUCCGGGCAGACACCUACUGCCGCCUCUACUCCCUGGCUGUGGACAACUUCAACGAGGUGCUGGAGGAGUAUCCCAUGAUGAGAAGAGCUUUUGAGACAGUGGCCAUGGACAGGUUGGACAGGAUAGGCAAGAAGAACUCCAUCCUGCUGCGCAAGCGAGCCGAGCACGGCGCGGCGCCCGUCAACAACGACAUGAUCCAACAGAUCGUCAAACACGACCAGGAUGUGGCCCACAACAUCCAGGACCUGCAGCACGUGGCCAUGGGCAGGGAGCUGAGUGGCAAACCCGUCAUCUGGGAGCCCCUGGUCCAUGCUCCCCUGCAAACAGCAGCUGCCACCACCAAUGUGGCCAUUGCUUUGACUCACCAGCACAGCCUGCAGGCUCAUAUCUUCCUCCCACCUUCUUCUAUCUCCAGCCCUCUCUCCCCUGAGGCCACUCUGCUCACUAAACAGGUCAGAAGGUCCCAACCCAGCUUAGGGGGUUCCAGACCUUCCUCUGGCAGCUCCCCAUCGGGGACUCAGUCCCACCUGCACACACCCGCCGCCGCUUCGCCUUCGUCCCCCCUGGUCCAGCCCCAGGUGCCCCUGGAGAGUGGGAGUCAGAGACCAAGCCAUGGGGCACAGUCCCUGCCACGGCUGGCACCCAAGGGAGAGGUGGCAGGAGGUGCCAAGCAACCCCCAGGCACUUCCCAGCCCCAGCUCUCCAAAUCCCGAGGCGCUUCUCUUUCCACCUCCCUCCUCCAACAAGCGGCUGGGGCUCCGUCCCCCAGCUCAGAGCAAGGAGCAGGAGCUGGGAGAACCCUCCACUACAGCCUUUCCCGAGCCACUGGCUCUCACAUCUCCCUGCUGCUGCAGCCCCAGCAGCUGGUGAAGCACAGGAGCAUCCAGGGUUUACCUGUGGGAAGACUCACCCAGGACGUGCGACUCCUCUCAGCAUCCCAACCUUCCCUUCCCAAUCGAGUGGCUCAGCAAGCUGAUGGGAGCUCUUUGCAGCAAGGGAGGAAAUCUGCAGGCAACCUGGCUCGUAGAUCAUCACCUUCAGUAGCUGGACUCCUCACCAAGCCAUGCCCAGGGAUGCCAGGCCAGCAGAUGCCUUCAUCUGGAGCUUUGGCUCAAGCCAGUCGUUCCGUGGUGGGAACGUCCAGCCCUCAGUCCCCUGGCUCUGCAUCCAGGCAGGCAGCAGCUCCCUCCAGGAAAGGUUCUGUGGCCUUCAGCCCCGAGGUGGAAACAGGGAAACCCAAACUCUCAUCCAACAUGUGAGUCCCUGCUGGCACCUGUGAGCAGGAAGGAGGGAUCCAGGCAGAGCAGCGGGUCCUGGCUGUGCCAGAGGGGAGGAGGAGGAGGAGGAGGUGAGAGGAAGCACCCAGGGCUGUGGACUGGUUGCUCUGGGCAUGAGGCACAGCUGGGAGGGGUGUGGGGGAGCCCCAGAGCUGGCUAAGCUGGAUGAGGAGGGGGCUGGGAUUGUCUCCCUGAGGGGGUUGCCCUGCCUGGGCUCUCCCUUCCUUGCUCCAUCACCAUCUGCCCUGAGUCGUGUUGGACACAAGCUGGGGCAGGAGAAGUUCCCCUGGCACAGGAGGAGCAAGUGCUUUGGUGCUGAGCUGAGGGAGCCCUGGCCCAGGCUGCCCAGGGAGGGUGUGGAGGCUCCUCAGGAGCUUCCCAAACCCCCCUGGACACAUUCCUGUGCCCCCUGAGCCAGGGGAAGCUGCUGGAGCAGGGGCUGGAGGAGCUCUAGGGGGUCCCUUCCAGCCCCCACCAUCCUGGCAUUCUUUAGGAGUCCUGCCCAUCUUCUGGGGGCAACAGGGUGAGUCAGAGCCCUCACCCAAGCUCCAGCCUCCCUGGAGAGCCCAGCUCCCCACAAGUGCUCCUUGGGGGUCUCCCCACUCUCUGCCCUUACACCCCAUGGGGCUCUCAGAGCUGGGCUGGUGCUGGUGGCUCCUCCAGUUUGGCCUCUGUUGCUCCCUGAGCCCUUGGCAGGUCCCUUGGGGCAUGGUACCAGGACCUGGGGGUCCUGGGCAGGGUUCUUCUCCCCCCUGUAUGACAAGUGCCAAGUGGCAGGGGGGAGGCAGAUGGAUCUUCUGCUGAGCAGCCCCUGGGUGCCUCUCCCUGACUUGAGGGGGGGUGUUUUGCCUCAGGGGUGCUGGGGGGCUAUUCCCCCCACCUCCAGACCUUUGCCACAUGCUGUGGGAUAAGGAGCAGCCCUGGGGAGGGGGCACCCACUGCCUGUGGCUCCUGGGAGGAUGCUGAGCUCAGGCUUUGCUCCUCUCUCCUUGCCCUGAGCUCCCUUUUCCAGGCUGCCUGGAGAUGCCCAGUGACCAAAAAGGGCAUCAGGGAGAGAUGCCAACCCCAGGGUGAGGUGUCUGUGUGUAUGUGUGUGUGUGUGUAUGUGUGGGGGGCAUGCAGCUGCCUCCCCUCACCCUCCUGGGUCUCUUUACAGGAGGACAAGUGCCCAGGGUGCCCAUGAUCAGUCCCUGGCACCCUUCCAGAGCCAGUAGUCAGCGAUGUGUGUUCGAGUCGUGGCUCUGCCAAGCAGCUCAGCUCUACUGCCAGUUGUUGCUUUGGGCUCAACCUUUGUCACCAAGCCCUGGUUUAGUGUCUGUUCCUUCCUUUGUGCUGCUCAAGCUGCUUCUUCCCCACAUGCAGAGUCAGGAACCAUGGCUUGUAGUCAUGCUCUGGGGCUUGCCAGACCUCCCCCCUCUCUUCCCCCCAUCCCCUCCAGCCCCAGUGCAGCAGGGGCUCAAAGGGAGGUUCUUCAGUCCCAAACCCUCCUCCUCCUCACCUCAUGGGUUUGGGAUGCUGGGGCUGCUCAGGGAGCUCAGCCCAUCAGGAAUCCCAUGGGAGAGGAUGUCCAGCACUGCCUUUUCUUUCCAUGGACUCCCCCACAUCCAGCUCCAUCCCCCAUGGGUGAUACCCCAGCCCCCUGGCAGCCCCUCAGGAAGGGGUCUGCACUCAGCCCCCCUCCCUCACACCUUCCCCUGGGGCUUUUUACCCACAUGACAUCAAUGUUUUAGCUGCCAUCCCAAAUAUUUCCCACCCCCAACCACCACUCCCCACCUCCAAACCCCUGCAGGACACAGAUGGCAUCCAGCAGGGCUCUUCCCUCUGCCAGCUGUGCCCACCUCCCCAUUGCCAGGACAGACACCCCCCUUUGCUCCCAUCGCCAUGGGCAGUGGCUGCCCAGUUCCCCAGCACACUGAGGGUUUGUGGGGAGCCUGGAGGGGAGGGGAUGUAUGGUGGGAGGUGCUACCUGUGUCUCUGCAGUGCAUAUGGGGGCAAGUCUUAACCACCAAAGACCCUGAUCCUUGCUCUCUCUUGCACUCACAGCAGUUGAUGUACAGAGCUUGUAGUUUUCAUACCACAGAGGAUUUCAA